AUGAGAGGUCCUUGCAUCACCCUGGCCGCGUCAGGGAUCUGCGUUCUCUUAGUCCUCGUUUGCAUUCUAAGCGGUGAACAGUCUGACAAGAGUGAUAACCCGAACCUGACGUACGAACUACUGACCUCACUGGGCGCCAAAGAAACGACCUUGGCAUCCAACAACUUAACAUCUUCUGAUGAUUACGCCGCGCUGAUACAAGCAAUCAAGAAUCUUGUCGCUGGGAAGAAUAAGGGAAACAGCACUUCAGAUAUCAAAAAUGCAGUUCAAAUUAUUGUCGAUCGCAAACUGGAACAGGCGAAGGAAGCCAUGAAGAAAGAAAAAGAAGCAAUAGAGGAAAGGGAGCGACAAGCAGAACAAGAGAAGCGGAAAGAUGUCAAGAGUGAGCAAGAAGCGGCUGUGAUCGGAAGCAUCAUUGGCAAAGCGUUUGCUCAGCAGUCACAGAUUGAUGAGACAAAAUCUGAAGAUGAUGCAAAGAAGGCUGAAAAGUUCGAAAGGGCUGCAAAGCGAGAACAAUAUAGAGCGAAUAGACUAAGGGUUGCUGAGUCGAUUAACAAAAGGAUCAUGGAAACGUCAAACAAAAUGUCAGAAGUUGCCAAAAUGGCAGCCAGUGCAGCUGCUGAUGCCAAAGAGAUUGUCGAGGAUGAAGAAUAUGCGGCUCAAGACGAGGACCAGAGAAUGAUUGAAGAGGCCAGGGCUGCACGAAGGGCAAAGGAAGCAGAACGAAAAGCUGCUGACGAGCGUAGGAUUGCGGAGAAAGCUGCAGAUCAGAGUGAGAUCUCAUUUAGAUCCACCGAAGGUGCAAACGACCAGUCUUUUCAGAGAGUUGAUUCGGCAAGAAGAGACGCAAUUGCAUCUGCAGAAAAGGAUGCUGAAUUCCGAGCCCAAGAAGAUGCAAGAAGGGCUGAGGCUGCUGAGCUGCAAUCAGAGCUGAUCUCAAAAGAAUUUGUAGCGGCUGAGAAGGAAGCAAAGAGACAAGCGAAGGAGGCUCGAGAACAAGCAAACAUCGCUAUGCACGCAGCAAAGAAUUCUCGUUUGGAAAGAAAAAGAAUGGAAGAAGCGGGCAAGGAAGACAUCGAGGCAGCAAAAGCGGAAACGAAAAGGGCCCAAGACAUUGCCUCGUCCUCGGAGCAAUCGGGCGACAUGGAGGAGGAAUUGAAAGAUAUCGAGAAGGAUCUCCAUAUCUUACAAGGAAAGGUUCAAAGGGAUGAAGAGAUGCGCUUGUCUGCUUCAAGAAACGAUGAUCUCCCGAGAAUUGGCGAGGAGAGAAUCCCAAGAACGAUCAUAGUGAACAAACUCCGAAAGCCAAAAUCGAUGGCUAUCAAGAGCGAAAUGAACGCCCAGGUUGAGAGAGAGCUUUACAGACUUAUCUCCAAGAUCGCAUUGGAUAGGACGCAUAAGCAGGACCAAAGGCACAAGCUGACUGUGUACGAGGAUCCCAAAAGAUUUCUUGUCAAAAAGCAGCCCCCGGUCUCGUCAAAUCCUUUUGAUUGGAUCGUUCGGGGGUUAAAGCCUUACGAGUCACAAGUUCGGUUAAGUCACCCUUCGAGAAUGCAGAGAGUUAAACCAUACGCCUACAACAUGCCGCAUCCAGUUGCCGUUCAUAGCUUCCCGGGCGUUGGGAUGGACGCGCUCUCGCCCGAGCUGCAAGCUCACAGGGCGCUGGCAUCGGCGCAAGAAGCGAUCAGACGCAUGGGAGGGGUAGCUGAGAUGGAUGUUGAUGGAGAAGUUCAAUGCUGA
Messenger RNA from Guillardia theta CCMP2712, 1740 nucleotides. RefSeq lists its product as hypothetical. The record is from RefSeq and is a predicted model, not a curated record. NCBI's taxonomy places the organism in Eukaryota, Cryptophyceae, Pyrenomonadales, Geminigeraceae. The transcript is spliced from 12 exons. The coding region runs from base 1 to 1740 and encodes 579 amino acids.